CCCACGUUGUGUUUACGGCGAGAACACGAUGGCGGGCAUUCGCGAUCCCGCAAAACAAUGUUUUCCUCUGCAGGAGAUCAAAUCAGUGGUGUCACUUUUCCGAAGCGAACUGACCGACACUUCGGAACCCAACCUGGCCAUGUUGUCAAUAGUGGCCGGCAUGAUCGAGAACGUUUUGACCAGCAACCGUGGUGCAUCGUCCGCGGCCGGCGAGGCCGUUGGUGCUGUCAACAAUACGGUGGGCAUCGAACCCAUUUUCCCCGUGGUCGAGUUGCCCAACGUGGAGGCGCUGUACUGUAAAUUCGAGACGCAAAUCAAGGGAUCGGUGGACCUGAGUGACUACAAACCUGGAUAUGCCACUCGGAGUUUGAUCAAGAAAGUGUCUGACAUUGUUUGGAGCUCACUGACGAGGUCUUACUACAAGGAGAAGGCGCAUCUUCAGUCACUUUUCAGUUUGCUCACAGGAAACAAGUUGGAUUGUUUUGGUGUGGCCGUUGCCGUGGUAGCAGCUUGCCAGAUUCUGGGCUACAAGGAUGUUCACAUGGCGCUGUCGGAGGAUCACGCUUGGGUGGUGUUCGGGGAAGACGGCACCGACACUGCCGAGGUUACGUGGCACGGAAAAGGGAACGAGGAUAAAAGAGGACAAUCCAUUAAGCUGGGUGUAGCGGAGGGUAGCUGGUUAUAUUUGAACGAUCAUCCAGUUGUGUGUGACCGAAUGAUGGAGGUGGCUGCUCUAGUCUCUGCCAUCAACCCCUCUGUAAACUCUUCUCUGGAUAGCAUCGAACUUGCGUCACUAAAACAGGAGCUGAUGUGGUUAUUGUAUGAUCUUGGUCAUCUCAAGAAAUAUCCAAUGGCGCUCGGUAACCUUGGAGAUCUAGAGAGCAUCGAUCCGACGCCAUCAAAACUAACAACCAUUGAACUAUUUGAAGAAGCUAUAACUGCCGCCCAAAAUGAUUACGACAACCACCAUGUGUAUCCCUACACGUACCUCGGGGGUCACCUCUAUAGGAACUUUGAGUACAAGAUGGCGAUGGAACAGUGGGCAGAAGCGUCGGGCGUAAUCAGUCGGUAUAAUUACAACAGAGAAGACGAGGAAGUCUACAAGGAGUUCAUGGAGAUUGCGAAUGACCUCAUUCCUUACAUUGUCAAGACGGGAUCGGCUGGUGGUUCAGAGGCAGCCACGAGGGUCGUGAACGAUCCGGAGUGCUACGGUUACUUUCUGCGUUUCUACGACGGCAUCUGCCUUUGGGAGGAAGGGAGCACCACCCCAGUCCUGCACAUCACGUGGGCCAAGCGUUUCAUCGCUUCGUUGACGCGGUUCAACGCAGACAUCCGGGAGCUCGUAGAGGUGGAAUCAGGUAGGUAUGACAAAAUGAUGGAUGAGGAAGAUGAAGAGAACGGACAGGAAGACGACAAGAGGGAGUCCAAGGAAGAUGACAUCAAGGAAGAAAUGGAGGAGAUUAAGGAAGAGAUUAAGAUAGAGAGAAGGGUCAUCAAGACGAGAGGAGACAUCAAUCAGAAUUUUGUCAGAAGUAAGAAGUACAAGAGGAACAACCGCAAAAAGGUACUGGCAGAAAGCCAAGAAAGAACCGAUGUUAAGAGUGUGGAUUCCAGUAAUACCCCGUUGGUGGACCCCUCUUGUAGUGAUACUAUGCUGAACACGGAGACGGAUUUCAAUGACUUCUUGAGUACGAGGAGCAACGGGAGCGCCUUCCCCGGGAUGACGAUGGAAUCUGUCAUGAAGGCCGAGAGCCCCGCAGAGAUGUCAUUCAGCAGGAGGUGGAAGACGCAGAUGUCGGAGGAUGAGGAGUGCAGGGACUUGGGGGAGAACCAAGACAGUCUGAACUCUAGCAAUGAUAGUUGCCUGGGGCUGCCUAUCUUACGCCCUCCUGUGGCACACAUUAUCCUCCAUAGUGCCAAGAUGCUCGCCCUGAAGGACAUACUAACCACCUCGGGCAAACUCAACAUGGCUGCAAUCCAACUUCAACUGACCGCUCAAUCUCAGGUGCACGUCAGUAAAAGGCCACGCUCAAUCAGUGAAUACGAGGACUUUGGUAGUUUGAGGCGUCGCCCUAGACGGGAGUGACACCUUUUUUUUUCCCUUUCAAAGACGCGAUAAAAAGAAUUAAUAAAAGAAAGGAAAAAAAACAAAAACAAAAAAAAACGGGUUUGCUUUGACACUGAAAUGAUGCAUGUGAGUCUCAAAGAGUGUAUGAAUGUCAAAGAUGUUUUCUUUGACAAUUGAAUUAUUAUUCUAUUGUUGUGUACUGUUUGAGCCCUAUUGUUGCCAUUUUGCAUUGUACCAAAGAAAUCGAAUGGUUAGAAGAAGUAACAGCAAACUAGAAAUAUUUACUACAGUAUGUGCUCAGUCUUUGAUAGGGUAAAGUCCUGCAGCCGAUUUCAUGAAACGCUAGGAUUAAUCCUAACGUGAGUUAGGACGAGUAACCCGCCCUAACUUAGGAUGGGUUCAAUGUGCUCUACGUACUUUGAUACAGAACUUACCCCGUCCUCAGUCUCAAGAUUAAUCCUAAGUUAGGAAGAGUUUGGUGAAAUUGACGGCUGGACACUUUAGGAAGGUAGCAUGGGCGUAAAUCAAGAUGAUAGCUGUCUCCUUGUGCCGUAUUUAAAAAUUCAAUCAUGCAACCACUCAGGCCUGAGACAUGAACUUUGAACCCAAAAUGCCGACAUACAGUACAA
Molecule: messenger RNA, 2697 nt
Organism: Asterias rubens (European starfish)
Lineage: Eukaryota; Metazoa; Echinodermata; Asteroidea; Forcipulatida; Asteriidae
Product: menin-like
Exons: 6
Coding region: 29-2086 (685 amino acids)
Biological process (GO): negative regulation of cell population proliferation; negative regulation of cell cycle; regulation of transcription by RNA polymerase II
Cellular component (GO): chromatin; histone methyltransferase complex; nucleus
Molecular function (GO): chromatin binding; transcription cis-regulatory region binding; Y-form DNA binding
Source: RefSeq, a predicted model, not a curated record